UUGACUGAAGCUGAUUUCCUCCUGGCGCCCGGUGACCGCUGUAAGUCGCUGUUGCUGUGAUUGUCCUCUAGAUGGCAGUAGUACACAGCACACUGAUAGCGGAGGCGCUGGAGGAAAAGCUCAGAACAAGCAACAUUAAACUCGUGUUGAAGAUGAGAAGAAACAAAGAGGCUACACUUCAGCUUUUAUCAACUCUAGAGAGAUUAUUUAGCGAACACGACACAACUCCUGCCUUUCUUCAUUAUAUCCUGGCUCUUGACUGUCAAUUCCUCUGUGAAAGCGAUCAGGAAUAGCGGACUUUUACCGUGUUCAUAUGUAAACAGUCUCGAUGGAGGAGACACACCGUCAUGAGAAAACGAGAGAGAAAAAUAAAUCCCUGAAGAGAAAAAAGAAGAACAAAUUCACCUGCACUCAGUGUGGAAAGAGUCUGGCAAGCAAACAGAGUCUCGGAUAUCACAUGAGGGUCCACACCGGAGAGAAACCGUUCACAUGCUCUCAAUGUGGGAAGAGUUUCAGAGAAUCAGCUAAGCUUAUUAAACACAUGAGGAUCCACACCGGAGAGAAACCGUUUACAUGCUCUCAGUGUGGGAUGAGUUUCACAGACUCCUCAAACUUGGGUAGACACAUGUUGACCCACACUAGAAAGAAAAAACACAGAUGUGAUCAGUGUGGGAAAACAUUUUUGAUUGAAUCAUACCUGAAGAGACACCUUCGAACUCAUACAAAGGAGAAGCCUUAUCCAUGCUCUGUGUGUGGAAAUAGUUUCACACGUCAAGAUAGUUUAAUAAAUCAUCAGAAGAUCCACACCCUUGUGGGAGAGUACAUGUGCUUUGAGUGUGAGAAGACCUUUCGUACGGCUGUACAUUUGAGAACACAUGCGAGGAUUCACACCGGAGAGAAACCGUACAAGUGUUCACACUGCGACAAGAGAUUCAGUCAGUCAUCACAUCUAAAAAAACAUGAAAUGAUUCACACUGGAGAGAAACCGUACACGUGUUCACACUGUGAUAAGAGAUUCAGGCGUUCAGGACAUCUGAAAACACAUGAGAAGAUUCAUACUAGAGAGAAACCGUACAAGUGUUCACACUGCGACAUGAGAUUCAGGCAGUUACCACAUCUGAAAAAGCAUGAGAGGAUUCACACUGGAGAGUAAGCUUGGGAAUGAGAAGUCACCACUUGGACCUCGUUUACAGCAAUACAUUUUAGUUUUAAAACUGAGUUUUAAGAUGAAAACAAUCUGCGUCCACACUGGCGUUUCACCAUGAGUUUCUGAACAGCUCUCUGUCCACACUAUACCGCUGAAAACGCACAUCAGGUGACCACACACACACACACACUCUGGCAAAAAAAACCUCAACGAUUCCCUCCGGGCAAAUUUACUGGCCUUUUGUUAUGUUGGGGAUGAAAACAUCUACUGAAUUGAACUGCUGUAAAAAUGAAUUAGAUUAUUGUAUCUUUUUAAAGUUUUGCAUUAAUCUGUUAAUCAACCUCAGUCCUGAUCAAACCUACUAAAUUGCUUAGAAAAUGACAAGAUUUUUACUCCUUAAUUGUCAAAUUCAUAAAUGAUGGCUCUGAUUUGGUGGGAAAAACACACAAAAUGAUGUAUUUUUCAGUAUAAAAGUCUUUGUGCACUGGAUUUUUUUUUUUACAUUAAAGUCUUGCACAUGUGAAACA
Danio rerio (zebrafish) is the source of this 1674-nucleotide messenger RNA. The record is from RefSeq and is a predicted model, not a curated record. Lineage: Eukaryota; Metazoa; Chordata; Actinopteri; Cypriniformes; Danionidae.